Molecule: messenger RNA, 1854 nt
Organism: Oldenlandia corymbosa var. corymbosa
Lineage: Eukaryota; Viridiplantae; Streptophyta; Magnoliopsida; Gentianales; Rubiaceae
Source: the annotation of a GenBank genome assembly
AUGGGAGUCGGCGAUCGAGGCAUUGACGUGUACAUGGCCGGCGGCGAUCGAGUCGUUGAGAUGGCGACGACGAUCAGUGAUCGAGGAAAGGCUCCGAUUCCACCAGAGUGGCGAAACGGUGAUUGGAUCGACGAUAUGCUGAGUUCAGAUCGAGUGAUGAGUUAUCUCGUUGAUGAUUCCGGCUUGAUAAAUGCGGAAUGUAGUGGUAGCAAAUCCAUCGAACAAUCUUACUGUGCCAGCAAAUCAACGCAAGGUCACAGUUCUGUUGUAGAUCCGCUGCAAUCAGAUAACCAUAUCAAUGAGUUGGGGGAUGAUGUGAUGCUGGAUGAUGCUUUGCGCAUGGAAGUUAUAUCUGCUCUGAAGGAAUAUGGAGAAGAUAAUAGCGGCAAUGAAUUGGGAGUUGAUAAUGUGAUGGUGGAGGAGGAUUCCUUGCACAAGAAAAUUUUAUCUGUAACGAAGAAUAAUGAUUUGGCUGUUUUUACUUUAGUUGGCAAGACUGCAAGAAGUGAGAAAGAAACUUAUGACUUGUAUAAUGAUCACGCCCGAUUGAUUGCUUUUAGUGUGAGAGUGGGAAAACAGAAAUUUAGAGGUAAGACUGAUAAAGUUAGGAUGAAGAAGUUCUAUUGUAACCGCGAAGGAUACAAGAGAUCCGGUGGAAAUGGUGAUGUGUGCCAUGAGAGGAUUAAUUUUCGGUGUGGGUGUCCAGCUUAUAUCCAUUUUACUGUUGACAAAGAUGGGUUGUGGACCUGUACAAAGCAUCUGGUUGAUCAAAAUCAUGAUCUUGUGCCGAAUGAAAUGAUUGGACUUCUUCGAUCUCAACGUGAAGUAGAUGAAAAUGAUAUGAAGAUAAUUAGAGACAUGACAAUGAGUGGCAUCCCUUUGGUUGAUGCAUAUAAAGUGUACACAGUUGAAGCAUUUAGGGAGGUUCAGCAGUUGCACAAAGAUGGGAUGUUGUGCAGGCAGGAGCAGUUAGAGGUCUCAAAUGAUGGCAAUAUUGUGACAUACAAUGUUUGGCGGUUUGAGAUAGAGCACUUUAAGCAUGUGGUUGUACAUGACACUAGGUUACAGAGAUUCUCAUGCAUGUGCAGGUACUACUCUGAGGCGGGCAUGCUUUGUUGCCACAUUCUUCGAAUCUGUCAUGUAACCUCUGUUGAUGAGUUUCCAAAAGAUUAUAUAUGUAUGAGAUGGACAAAAGACUUGGUGUAUGCAAGUGAAUAUCACAAAUAUGCAAAGAAAUGUUGUGACGAGGCGGUUGACAGGCUUAAAAAAGAACUCGGCAGUUUCAUUGGUUCGAAUAAUAAUGAUGAGUCUGUAGACAAUGAUGGUGUUAUAAAGAAUCCGGUUGUAAAGAGGAAGAAGUUCGGUCCAAGGAACGAACGUCCUAAAAGCAUUGUUGAAAAGGCAUGUAACAAAGUUAGAGGCAGGAAAACAAAUGCAAGAAUUGCUGCCGACCGAACAAGAGCUUCAGUUGCAUCAGACCUGCAUUAUCAAAGCAUGCCAUUUCCUUAUCCAAAGGGAGCUGCUCAAGAUUUUUCAGGCUUAGGAAGUUUUGCUGCUGUGAAUGCUUCCCAUCAAAGCAUGCCAUCUUUGAACGUAAAUUCUGGUGGAUUCUCAUUUACUAAUCCAAGUAUAGCUGCCCAGGAUUUUUCAGGGGCAGGGGCUUCCACUUCUGUGAAUGCUUCUCAUCAAAGCAUGCCAUUCAUCAACGAAAAUUCCAGUGGAUUCUCAUUUCCAAUUCCCAAGGGAGCUGGCCAGGAGUUUCAAGGCGCAAGCACUUCCGCUGCUGUGAAUGCUUCUCAUCAAAACAUGACAUUCAUGAAUCAAAACUUUGGUGGGUUCUCAUUUUCUAACUGA